GUAUAAAAACGACUGUCUCGGCUCCCGUUUUGACCAAUGGGCAUGAAGUAAACAAGGACUUGUGUGUGCUGAAACCAAUCACGGCUACUGUUAUCAUGUAACCGACAUCCAAUCCAAAGGACGGGAGCUGGCCUGUUUAUGUUUGUGUUAGCCAAUGGGAAAGCAGCUGUUAGAUUUAACCGCCUCCCCCCCCCCCCAGUAGUUUUGAGACAGCCAUUUUGAGUGUGGCCAACCGAGAUAACGUAGCACCGUACUACCAAAACAACACCAUUAAUCGCAGUGUACUAUACUGAAUUAACGUUAUUAAAAGCAAAACGACAGUUAAACUGUGUAAUUAGUCACACCCUGUUACAGCGUGUCUUCAAAUCAGUCUGUUCCUACAUCAGCACUGCUCGACUACCAGCCGCACAGAACCACGUUGAUUGAGUGCUGAUCUGCUCGUUAUUGGAAGGGACUGAUAUAAAAAAAAAACUGGGUAUUUUUGGCUCCUGCGUGCAAUCCUAGUUUAUCAGUAGACGAAUUCCAAAUUACACACAUUGGUUAUUAAAGAUCUUAAAUAUAAUCCCAGUUUAGUGGUUUGCUUUGUACUAAAACGAUGGCUUAAUCGCUUACAACAGAUGUACUUACUAGACUAUGUUUGUUUAUGUAGGUCCAAUAUUUAAUUCGCAAUAUAUAUGUAUGCAUUUUUUUCAAAGUUUAUUUUGCAACGGGAUAACUAGCGAAAUGAUCACAUGAAUUGUAUUUAUAAUUUUCCCAAGAUGAUUUUAAGCCUAUAUUUCUUUGUACAUUUGUUGGCAUUUUGAGAUCGCCUGUCUUUUUACACUUCCAGAAACUCUGUUAAUUUUGAUUGCCAGCUUUUUAAAUCUGUUCCCAAAAUUUAAACUACGUUAAAAGAAAGGUGAAUACGAGAGUAUUGUGUUCAUGAAACCUGUAUAAAUAGUUAGUGUGUCUAUUAACUCUCUUUAACCUUAAACUCCUAAUGUCAUGUAAAAUUUGUAAAUACAUUUUUUGCAGCAAUUAACUUUACAUGUAGUGACGCAAGGUGCUCAUACCAGCGUUUUCUAAAGCACAGAACUGCCACCGAACUGGAACAGAAUAUAAUGUAUAUAGAGAUGACCCCCCUGUGAGGUUUCGUGUACCUUCGUCUGAUCUGUGAAGAUAUUUUGUAACAAUUUGAAGUCGCCCUGGAGCGGUGAUCCAAGUUCUACCGCUUUCUGUUACGGGUUAAAUUCGGAAUACAAAAUGAAAAAUGACUGCGGAAAAGCGAAUAUAUCGUUUUGUACACGUUCAAUGAAUCACGUCAUCCAAAGAGUGAUCACGGCCAUAUUAAAAGCUCAUUCGUCCAAAGUUAUGUUCUUGCUAGUGUAACAUACUUGAUUCACCACCGUCUUUUACCUACAAACAUUUGCCACACAGAAGAUGGCUCCCACUGUGGCCAAUUAACCGCUGGUGCGCCGAAGAAACAGGCGCAUGCGCAGUGCCCAGGGCCGAGUUCCCAAUACAAGAUGGCGGAGACGGUGGGGAGGAAGAGGCGGAGGCGGAUUUGGAUCGAGUUCAGCGAAGCCUUUAUCGGGUUCCCAUCAAUCCUCUCAAAGGACAGAUGAAGAGAGAUGUCGCGUGAAAACCACAAUAUGGUCGGGGGUGACCCCCCUGCACUGGUGAUGUCCCCCACAAGCUCUUCCAACCAGGGUCAGCCGCUGUCGCCCAUCGCGGCCAAACCAACCCUUGAGUUGCCAGAUGACAUGAUCCAGGCGGGCUGGUCCAAGUGCUGGAGCAAAAGGGAAAACCGGCCCUACUACUUCAACCGCUUCACAAACCAGUCUCUCUGGGAGAUGCCAGUACUGGGGCAGCAUGAUGUCAUUUCGGACCCCCUGGGUUUGAAUGCAGCCCCAGUGGACCCCAGCCUGGACAACGGGCAGCGCAAGAGAUGCCUCUCUGAGGAGACAGCGGUGGGAGGAGCCAACAGCUUCAAGAGACCCAAGGUGGAUAUCAUGCCAGUGACCCCGAUGGUGCCCAUCUCCCCCAGCACCCCUGGCCCCCCCGGCACCCCCCUAUCUAAAAUAUGGGGGUCCCCGACGGACGAGAAGCAGCAGCCCCCCUCUGCCGCACCCGCGCCCGCCCCCUACAGACCGACCGCGGUGUACUGGGACCUGGAUAUCCCGACCAACGCGGUGAUCAAGGAGCGCCCCCCCUCGGACGCACUGCCCCCCCACCCUGACGUGGAGCUGCAGCGAGCCCAGCUCACAACUAAGCUGCGCAAGCACUACCUGGAGCUGUGCCAGCAGAGAGAGGGGAUCGAACCCCCGCGGGACUCUUUUAACCGCUGGUUGCUGGAGCGGAAGGUGCUGGACAAGGGGAAGGACCCGUUCCUGCCCAGCGAGUGUGAGCCGGUCAUCUCUCCGGCCAUGUUCCGGGAGGUCAUGAACGACAUCCCCAUCAGAUUGUCACGAAUUAAAUACAGAGAAGAGGCCCGCAGGCUUCUCUUCAAAUACGCAGAGUCUGCGAAAAGAAUGAUAGAGUCUAGGAACGCCACCCCUGACAGCAGGAAGGUAGUGAAGUGGAACGUGGAGGACACCAUUAGCUGGCUGAGGAAAGACCACUCCGCCUCCAAGGAGGAUUACAUGGACCGUCUGGAGCACUUGCGGAAGCAGUGUGGCCCCCACGUGGCAGCCGUGGCCAAGGACUCAGUGGAGGGGAUAUGCAGUAAGAUCUACCACAUCUCCUGUGACUACGCACGCCGCAUCCGGGACUGCCACAGCACGCUGCUCAAGGAGUGCAACAUCUCGGAGACAGGGGAGGCCCCCGAAGUCCAGGACAGGCUGGUGUACUGCUACCCCCUGCGCCUCGCCACCCCCUCGCCGCCCCAGCCCCGCGUAGACCUGCACUUCGAAAACGAUGUGGCCUGCGUGCGCUUCAAGGGGGAUAUGGUGAAGAUCAACCGCAACUACUUCAGCAAGCUGGAGCUGCUAUACCGGUACAGCUGCAUCGACGACCCACGGUUCGAGAAAUUCCUUUCCAGGGUCUGGUGCCUGAUCAAGAGAUACCAGGUGAUUGUUUGCUGA
Polyodon spathula (Mississippi paddlefish) is the source of this 3062-nucleotide messenger RNA. Its product is annotated as mRNA (2'-O-methyladenosine-N(6)-)-methyltransferase-like. The record is from RefSeq and is a predicted model, not a curated record. NCBI's taxonomy places the organism in Eukaryota, Metazoa, Chordata, Actinopteri, Acipenseriformes, Polyodontidae. Gene Ontology annotation, molecular function: RNA polymerase II C-terminal domain binding; mRNA (2'-O-methyladenosine-N6-)-methyltransferase activity. Gene Ontology annotation, cellular component: nucleus. Bases 1611 to 3062 code for a protein of 483 amino acids. The transcript has 12 exons.